Pomacea canaliculata is the source of this 2889-nucleotide messenger RNA. Its product is annotated as nuclear cap-binding protein subunit 3-like. Gene Ontology annotation, molecular function: mRNA binding; RNA 7-methylguanosine cap binding. Gene Ontology annotation, cellular component: nucleus; cytosol. The record is from RefSeq and is a predicted model, not a curated record. Lineage: Eukaryota; Metazoa; Mollusca; Gastropoda; Architaenioglossa; Ampullariidae. The transcript has 12 exons. Bases 33 to 2312 code for a protein of 759 amino acids.
GCAUUGUCGCUCAGCCCGAAGCUAUCUUCAAAAUGGCGGACGUACGAGCGAAUUUUCCAAAUCUAAAGAUCAGCGUAGAUAACACCGCGUCUUCAGAUGAAAGUGACAAUGAGGUCGAGGUCCGUGACGACAAUGAUGGUGACGAUAGUGAAGGAGCGAGCGUUGUAGAAAAUGAAAAAUCUGAGUCUGAAGACGGAGAAAUUGAUAAAGAUGACGUUGAGUUUAACGUCCGUCUCAGUUCAUUUGCUGGACAUAAGGUUCAUAACAAAGCUCGUUCGGGAUCUGAAUUGGAUCAACCGGACGAUAAAACUGUUGGAAAAUUGUCUGGUAAAAAAGGGAGAAAUGACAAAGAAGGCCCCCCAAAUAGAAAGCAUCAGGUUUUGCCACAGCAACGUGUUUAUGUGAAUAAAUCAGGAACCUUUGUAACAGGAAUCGAUGUCACUUCACAGGAAGCACUGGAGAAGAGAGAAGAGCGUGCCAGACGAUUUGGUGUUCAGCAGCAAGGAACUGAGCAGUCACAGAUGAAUAUUUCAUUACUUUAUGAAAGCUUGGGCCUACAAGAAACAGAUUUUGAAAAUGAGGAACUGGGCCUGCGCCAAGAAGCUUUACAUAUGUAUGGGACUAAUGACAUGAGCACCAAUGAUGUUUUUGAUUAUUUCACUGAAUUUGCACCUUCAGCCAUCGAGUGGAUCAACGACAUGUCAUGUAAUGUAGUAUGGUUGGACAAGGUUACAGCUACUCGAGCCUUGCUAAAGCUAAGUAUGAGCUAUGAUGUUGCCAUGGCCAACCUGCAGGCAGCAGAGACCAACACGGCAAAGCACUGGUCAGACAGCAAUGAGAAGGAAGGCGGGGGAGAAAACAGCAGGCAAAUACAUUCUUCAGAGAGCAGCACACAGAAUGUCAGCAUAGAAGGCAGCAAAUUUGAAAUGUCCUCAAAGUCGGAGGAAAAAAUGGAAGUUGAAGAUGAUGAUGACCUUGAUCUGGAGGGUGAUGGUCAUAGAAGCAGCAACAAGAGUGCAUUGAAAGAAAGGGAAAAGGCCAGCAGGAAAGCAAAGGAUGAUGGAAAAGGCAGUCAAAAAGACAAAAGGGAGGAGAGAGAAAAAGGGAAGAGGAUUGAUUGUGACAGCAGCAACAACAAAUCUGCAAGUGGCUCCCCUUCAGCCUCCAUUUCAAAGUCGGAAUCCACUGAUGGAUCAGAUUCCAGUUCGGGCUCCAUAUCAGAAUCGGAGUCUAGUUCAGAACCUUGGGAUGUCAGAGGGAACAAGAAAAAGAAGGGCUCAGGCAUGCAAGAGAAGGAGACACGUGAAAUGCUUUCUGCUGAGGAAAUCAGCCAAAAAGGGAAAAAACAGAAUAUUCCCUGGCCACCAGGAAAAUGGCGCCUUGGGGUUCCCAGCAAGAAAGGGCGAUAUUUAUUUUUACGGUUUGCAAGUAAAGCUGAUAAGAAAAUACCUGGGGCUGAGAAGAAAAGUAAAUAUUAUCAAAAGUAUGGAAACCCCAACUAUGGAGGUAUGAAGGGGCUGAUCAGUGAAUCCAGAAAACGUAAACUUCGUUAUGCCCAGAUAGACAAAGAGCUCAAAAGUAAAGGGCCUGAUGCCCGAGACAGAAUUAACCGAUCACGCAUCAGUAAACAAAAGCAAAAAGGUAAUGAUGGUGAUCAUGAUGAUGUUAGUGAUGAGGAUCAAAAAGAGGAAGGAGAGAUUUCUCCUUAUGAAGGUGAAGUUGAAGUGGAUGAGGAAGAGGUGAAAGAGGUGGUGAUAGAAACACCCAAAGACCUGCGACAGUUGCUGAACAGAGAAACAGCAGGCAUCCGUUUAACUCUGCGCAACGAGCAGCAUGACCUUGAUUCCAUUACAAGUCAGAAGAAAACUGAAACAGGGAAGAGAGGAAGAGUGAGUGUAGAUGACGAGGAUGAAAUGGAUUUUGAGGCCGAGUUGGAGCACCUUCUUGAAGAACCACCAAAGAAGCGUUACAUGAGAAUGCACGCGGAUGAUGAAGAGGAUAGGAUCAAAGCAAAGAGAGCCAAGGCUGGAAUGUUGACUGUGAUGGCAGCGUCACAAGGCGGUGUGAGAUCUAGACUAGGAGAAAGAGUGCAACAACAUGAUGUAAGGACGUUUGAAGAUGAAGAAGAAGGUGAAGUGUUGAGUGAUCACGAUGACUCCAGCGAUGAAGACUUUGAUUCUGUUGGCUAUUCCAGAGGAUCCAAGUCUAAUCAGAGUUCAGGAGUGGUUGAUCUGCGUUCAAAACUGUCUGCCCGCAAAAAGGACCACCAGGAGCCCAAACGCGAAUCAAUACGAAUUGAGGUGAUUGAUUGAGAAUGAAUUGGCAGAUGUCCUAAUGAACAGAAUGUAUGGGCUUUGCUGUGGGUGUAUUAGACUGCAAGGUGGAAUAAUGGCAGUCUUUAUCAAGGAUAACUCAGGAGUCCUUUCUAGGUCCAAGAUUGUCAUGCAGCCUUUAAACUGACAAAAAGAUCAAUCUUUAAUGCCUUUUCUCCCCUUAUUACUGCAGUUCUAAAAGAAAGGAUGUCUUUUGAUGACAUUAGAAUUGCUAUGAUGUGUGUAAUAACUUUUACAGUUAUAUUUAGAUUGUUGUCGGUUGCAACCACAGUUUGUUGUUUGAGGAGUUUCAUUAUUCUAUUGGGGAGUUUAUUGUUUAUACUGGGGGAUAAUUUGGAAUUUGUACCUUUGAAAAGAUUAUAUCAUCCUGUGGCAACUAUCAAAAUUGCAUUCAGAGCAAUUAUUUGCACCAAAUGUAGGGGGAUCAAUGUUUUGUGUGUCUAUGUGUGAUUGUUUUGUGCAAGUACAGAUGCACAUGUGGAUGAGUUUUGUUAAUACAUCGGAGAUAAUAUGCAUAUUUUGAUUCAAAUAAACACAAUAAACAUUUCUUUUCAGU